Salvia hispanica is the source of this 3351-nucleotide messenger RNA. RefSeq names its product alpha,alpha-trehalose-phosphate synthase [UDP-forming] 6-like. Gene Ontology annotation, cellular component: cytosol. Lineage: Eukaryota; Viridiplantae; Streptophyta; Magnoliopsida; Lamiales; Lamiaceae. Gene Ontology annotation, biological process: trehalose biosynthetic process. The record is from RefSeq and is a predicted model, not a curated record. Gene Ontology annotation, molecular function: trehalose-phosphatase activity.
UUUUAUUGAUUUGCUCUGAUGAUUUCCACUGUACUGCAUUUCCAGUGUAUAUAAGAAGCUUUUGAUGCAUUUCAAACACACCCUUUCAUUGCCUUUAUCCGUAGACUAGGGUUCUUCCCCCACUUUUUUAUUUUUCUGGUUUUAUUUAAACUAAAAUUGGAUGAACUGGUUCUUGAAAUAUAACCAGUUGUUUGUCCCUUGCUAUUCUUUGUGUCACAUCUUUAUGUGGGCUCUUGCUGUUUACUCCUAACAGUGUGUAGCUUGAUUGGAUCCUCACAAAGUCAAAUCUUGAGGGCACCCUUUUUGAUCUUAUCUUGGUAGGCAUACAGUUGAACCUUAUUUCUUGCUCUAUGUUUGGAGACAGAGAGAUUUAUCAUGCAUGUUAACUGAUUGUUCAGUUUCAAGCAUAAUUUCACUCUCAGAAGGGGUCUUUAUUGGUAUGUUCUUGGAUACUGGUUUUGAGAAAAUAAGGUUUGAGGUUGUUGGGGUAGUGCUCUAGAUAGAGAUAGAGAGUGUGUGUUUGUGUGUGUGCUGUCUGUUUCAAGCAAAAUUUCACUCUCAAAAGGGUCUUUUUUUAUGUCAUUGGGUGGUUUUUUAGGAAUUAAGGUUUGAGGUUGUUGGGGUAGUGCUCUAGAGAGAGGAGACAGAAAUGGUGUCUAGAUCAUACUCAAAUUUGUUAGAGCUAGCUUCUGGGGAAGCUCCAUCGCCAUCUUUUAGCCGUAUGAGCCGGCGUAUCCCUCGUAUUAUGACAGUGGCUGGGAUAAUGUCCGAUAUUGAUGAUGAUGGUUCAGACAGUGUAUUGUCGGAUCCAUCAUCGUCGUCUUCUCAAAAGGAGAGGAUAAUUAUUGUGGCCAAUCAGUUGCCUAUAAAGGUGCACAAGAAAACGGAUAGUAGUAAAGGUUGGACUUUUAGCUGGGAUGAUAAUUCACUUUAUCUCCAACUAAAAGAUUGUUUAGGAGAUGAAGACACUGAGUUCAUUUAUGUGGGGUGCCUUAAGGAGGAAAUUCAUCCCAAUGACCAAGAUGAGGUGUCUCAGAUACUCCUCGAGACGUUCAAGUGCAUCCCCACCUUUUUGCCACCUGAUCUGUAUAGCAGGUACUACCAUGGAUUCUGCAAACAGCAGCUAUGGCCUUUGUUCCACUAUAUGUUGCCCCUGUCACCCGAUCUAGGUGGUAGGUUUAACCGCUCGUUGUGGCAGGCUUAUGUAUCGGUGAACAAGAUUUUCGCUGAUAGGAUCAUGGAAGUGAUUAAUCCGGAAGAUGACUUUGUUUGGGUUCAUGAUUACCAUCUGAUGGUACUGCCUACUUUCUUGAGGAAGAGGUUUAAUCGGGUGAAGCUUGGCUUUUUCCUGCAUAGUCCGUUUCCAUCUUCGGAGAUUUAUAAGACGUUACCAAUUAGAGAGGAGGUUCUGCGAGGUCUACUUAAUUCUGAUUUGAUUGGUUUUCACACAUUUGAUUAUGCCAGGCAUUUCCUCUCCUGCUGCAGUCGGAUGUUGGGGAUUUCGUAUGAGUCGAAGAGGGGUUACAUAGGCCUCGAUUAUUAUGGCCGCACUGUUAGUAUCAAGAUUCUUCCUGUUGGCAUUCAUAUGGGUCAGCUUCAAUCGGUUUUGAGCCUUCCAGAGACAGAGGCGAAGGUAGCAGAGCUCGUUAAGCAAUUUUCAGGGCAGGGACGGACACUGCUACUGGGUGUUGAUGAUUUGGAUAUUUUCAAGGGCAUCAGCUUAAAGCUAUUAGCAAUGGAGCAGCUCCUACUGCAGCACCCCGAGAAGAAAGGAAAGGUCGUUUUAGUUCAGAUAGCUCUUCCUGCUCGAGGCAAGGGAAAAGAUGUCAAAGAAGUGCAGGAUGAGAUAUAUGCAACGGUGAAGCGGAUAAAUGAGACAUUUGGGGAACCUGGAUAUGAUCCGGUCAUCCUGAUUGAUCAGCCACCUAAAUUUUAUGAAAGAGUUGCUUAUUACGUUGCUGCUGAAUGUUGUUUGGUUACUGCAGUUAGGGACGGAAUGAAUCUUAUACCGUAUGAGUAUGUUAUCAGUCGUCAAGGAAAUGAGAGAUUGGAUAAGAUAUUGGGACCCGAAGCAUCCACCCCAAAAAAGAGCAUGUUGGUUGUAUCUGAGUUUAUUGGAUGUUCGCCAUCUCUAAGUGGAGCUAUUCGAGUCAACCCAUGGAAUAUUGAUGCGGUAGCAGAGGCGAUGGAAUCAGCCAUUGUAAUGGAGGAACCAGAAAAACGUCUGAGGCAUGAAAAACACUAUAAGUAUGUGAGCACACACGAUGUCUCGUAUUGGGGUAAAAGCUUCUUGCAAGAUCUGGAAAGGACUUGUAAGGAUCAUGUGCGACGCAGAUGCUGGGGCAUUGGAUUUGGCUUGAGCUUUAGGGUCGUUGCUCUCGAUCCUAAUUUCAGGAAACUGGCCAUGGAGCACAUAGUUUCAGCUUACAAGAGGACUAAAACUAGAGCUAUACUUCUCGACUAUGAUGGAACUCUAAUGCCCCAAGAUUCAAUCGACAAGAAACCAAGCUCGAAAACACUUGAUAUCUUAAAUAGUUUGUGCAGAGACAAGAACAAUGUGGUGUUUAUCGUAAGUUCUAGACCGCGAGACAAGCUGGAUGCGUGGUUUUCAUCAUGUGAUAAACUGGGAAUUGCAGCUGAGCAUGGUUAUUUUAUGAGGAUGAAGCGGGAUGAGGAAUGGGAAACCAGUAUUCCGGCAGUAGAAUGCAACUGGAAGCAAAUAGCAGAGCCAGUAAUGCAACUUUAUACGGAGACGACUGAUGGAUCAGUGAUUGAACCUAAGGAAAUAUCGAUGGCUUGGUGUUAUGAGGAUGCUGAUCCCGAUUUUGGAUCUUGCCAAGCGAAAGAACUUCUUGAUCACUUAGAGAGUGUGCUUGCCAACGAACCUGUCACAGUCAAGAGCGAUUCAAACUGUGUAGAAGUUAAGCCGCAGGGAGUGAGCAAAGGUCUUGUAGCGAAACGGCUGCUAUCCUUGAUGCAGGAGAGGGGAAUGUUGCCCGAUUUUGUGCUGUGCAUCGGAGACGACCGGUCAGACGAAGAUAUGUUUGAGGUCAUUAGCAGCUCCACCACCGGUCCGUCCAUAGCUCCGAACGCGGAAGUGUUUGCAUGUACGGUGGGGAGGAAGCCGAGCAAGGCCAAGUACUAUCUGGACGACACGGCUGAGAUCGUGAGGCUGAUGAAGGGACUGGCUUCUGUUUCGGAGCUUAUGAUACCUGUAUUGUAAGCAUUCAUCUGUCUGUCUCUCUUCACUUUGGUUUGGAAUUGUAAAUUAUAGACUCAAAAAAAGCUGCAAUAUUGUUGUCUUACUUGCUUGGUGAAGUUUGGGUGAGCUGUAUAUAUAAGCCUUCGAUA